AUGGAACUAAAUGAGAAAUUGACUUCUAAGGAAGGUAAGAGUAAUGCACAAUUUUACUCUAAUAAAUUCUCUAUAAAUUUCAAUCAACAUGUAAAUGAAAAAAAUUUUGAGAUAAAAAUGGGUAAUUUAAAUGCUCAACAAGAAUUUGAAAUAAAUACACUGAUUGACAAAUAUAAAUCGAGUUUUGCGAAGGAUAAAUACGACAUUGGAACAGUAAGAGACUAUGAAGCACAUAUCGACCUCCUAACGGACAAAUACUGUAGUAAAAGGCCCUAUAGAUGUUCAAUGGAGGACAAAAAAGAGAUAGAAGAACAGGUGGCAAAAUUACUUCAAAAAAAUCUUAUAGAAGAAUCAUACAGCCCGUUUGCAGCACCUGUAACUUUAGCUUUUAAGAAAGAAGAUAAUAAAAGAAACAGAUUAUGUAUUGAUUUCAGAGAUCUCAAUAAAAUAGUAACACCACAAGCUCAACCAUUCCCGUUAAUUGAAGACUUGGUAAUAAAAACAAGAAACUGCAAGUACUUCUCAACAUUAGAUAUUAACUCUGCAUUUUGGUCCAUCCCACUGCGAAUUGAAGACAGAAAAAAAACAGCUUUUGUUACACAAGAAGGCCACUUUCAAUGGACGUGUCUACCCUUCGGCUUGAAAACCUCUCCCGCAAUAUUUCAAAGAAUCCUGAGCAACAUACUAAGAAAACAUCAAUUAACUGAUUUUACAGUUAAUUAUAUAGAUGAUAUCCUGGUGUUUUCAAAGUCUUAUAAUGAACAUAUAAACCAUUUAUCACAAUUACUGGAAGCAAUAAAACAAGAAGGAUUUCGACUAAAAUUUACAAAAUGUACGUUUGCGUCGAAUUCUGUAAAAUAUCUUGGACACAUAAUAGAAAAUAAUACAGUUCGACCAGUCAGAGAUAAUUUAAUUUCAAUAAGAGAAUUCCCUACGCCAAAAACUCUGAAAAAUGUCAGACAAUUUUUGGGGAAAAUUAAUUUCUACCAUGAAUACAUACCCAAGAGCACAAUUAUAUUAGAGCCCCUAUAUAAUUUACUGAGGAAAAAUCAAAAAUUCAUUUGGUCAACGGACUGUAAAAAUUCAUUUGAAGAAAUAAAAGAUUUACUUUGCUCACAACCCAUCUUGGAAAUUUAUGAUCAAAACUUGCCAGUAAAUAUAUACACAGAUGCAUCAUUGGAAGGUAUUGGAGCAGUGCUAAAACAAAUUCAGCCAGACGGAAAAGAAAAGCCAGUAGCCUAUUUUUCAAGAAAAUUAAAUGAAUCCCAAAAGAAGAAGAAAGCAAUAUACUUAGAAUGUCUGGCUAUUAAAGAAGCAGUACGAUAUUGGCAAUAUUGGUUAAUAGGGAAACCAUUCACAGUAUAUUCAGAUCACAAACCGUUGGAGAACAUGAAUGUUAAAUCUAGACCUGAUGAAGAAUUGGGAGAACUAGUGUAUUAUUUAUCGCAGUAUGACUUUCAGAUAAAAUAUGCUCCAGGUAGAGAAAAUUUGGAAGCAGAUUGCUUAAGCAGAAACCCGGUACUGAAUGAAAAUGAAGAUAUUGAUGAACAAUUAAAAAUAGUAAAUUUAGUAAAAUUAGAAGAUAUCAUCACAGAUCAAGAGAAAAAUAAAGAUAUACAUGAUAACAAGAAUAAUUUGACAUACAAAAACAACAUAUUUUAUAAAAAAGUAAAAAAACAGGAAAAAAUAAUACUGUCGGAAGAUUUCAGUAUAAAAUUUAUAAAAAAUAUUCAUGAAAAUAUGUGUCACAUAGGUGUAAGACAGAUGCAAAAAGCAAUUGGUACAAGAUAUACAGCAAAAAAAUUAACAGCAAACAUAAAUAAUAUUUGUAAAACUUGCGAUAUAUGUAUAAAGAAUAAAACAAGAGGACAAGCUAAAUAUGGCCUAGUGUCACACCUAGGACCCGCCACAAAACCAUUUGAAAUUAUCUCCAUAGACACAAUUGGAGGCUUCGGAGGCUCGCGGUCGACGAAGAGAUAUCUACAUCUUCUAGUGGAUCACUUCACUCGUUACGCAUAUAUACUAACCUCGAAGACACAGAAUGCAAAGGACUUCAUAAAACUGGUUAGUAAUAUAACGAACUUAAAUGAUAUCGAUAUUAUUCUCGCAGACCAGUACCCUGGAAUAAAUUCAAAGGAGCUUAAGACGUUUUUGAAUGACAAAUCAAUUGCGCUAGUUUUCACCGCAGUAAAUUCACCAUUUUCAAAUGGCUUAAAUGAGCGAUUAAAUCAAACGCUGGUCAACAAAAUAAGAUGCCAGAUAAAUGAAAAACCUAACACCAUAGCAUGGACAACAAUUGCUCAUAACUGCGUAAGUAAAUACAACGACACGGAGCAUACGGUCACCGGUUUCGCACCGAGAUACCUACUAGAUGGGACAGAUGUUACAAUUGUGCCAAAUGAAUUAAAACAAGGCAAAAGAAUAGAGGAAUGGAUUGAAGAUAGGAAAAAAGCGUUACAAAAUACAAUAAAAUCUCAUAACUAUAAUAAAAUGUUGAUUGACAGAAAAAGAAAAGACUAUAGUUUUAAUAGGGGUGAUUUAGUAUAUGUUGAGAAUGGACAUAAAUUAAAUAGGAAAAAACUGGAUGAGCUAAGGAUUGGACCUUUUAAAAUUGAAGAAAAAAUAUCAUCUUCAAUAUAUAGAAUAGAUACAGGACACAGAAAAUCCGAGUCAAACCUUUUUCACGUCACAAAGCUCAUUCCAGUUCCUAAAUAA
Parnassius mnemosyne (clouded apollo) is the source of this 2715-nucleotide messenger RNA. The record is from the annotation of a GenBank genome assembly. NCBI's taxonomy places the organism in Eukaryota, Metazoa, Arthropoda, Insecta, Lepidoptera, Papilionidae.